Molecule: messenger RNA, 1166 nt
Organism: Closterium sp. Naga37s-1
Lineage: Eukaryota; Viridiplantae; Streptophyta; Zygnematophyceae; Desmidiales; Closteriaceae
Source: the annotation of a GenBank genome assembly
CCCCCUGGUUCACAGUGCUGGUGGUGGCAUGGGUGCUGUGUGGGCUGGGGGUAGCAGCAUGGCUGCUCUACUGGAAGCACUCGCAGUAUGUGAAUCACAGGGAGGAGGCGCUGGGCGUGUGGUGCAAGGAGCGCGCCCUCAUGCUGCAGCAACUCGUGCUUACACAUGUGGGGCAACUGCAGGACAGGGUGUGUGCGUUCGCGGGCAUGUCGCCCAUACAGCUGCUGGAGGAGACGCAGAGGGCCGUGGGUGCAGACGCCAUCACACGAGGAGCAGUUCGGCAAGCUGCAGCAGGCGAAUGCGCAGGUGGAGGUGGAGAAGGUGCAACGCAGGGAGGCCAUUCUCAAGGAGGUGCGUCCAUGGGGCUUGCAGGUGCGUCCACGGGGCUUGCAGGUGCGUGGGGCAUGGAGGUGCGUGGGGCAUGGAGGUGCGUGGGGCAUGCAGGUGCGUGGGGCAUCCAGGAGCUGUGCUUGGAAGAAGGUGGGAGAGAUGAGGGACAAGUACGAGCGUCUGCUGGCUGCCGUGGCGGACGCACAGGAGUGAGCAGCAGGUGCGUGGCAGAAGAGAUUGAGUUGACGCUAAAGGCAGAAGAAGAUGUGGCAUGUGCGGAGGCGCUGCACCAGCUGGCAGUGGUGGUGGCGUUUGGUGGAGCGGAGGAGGGCGACGCUGGGGACAUACUCAUGGCUGUGGCGGCUCACCCCUCUUUCGCCUCCCCACUCGCAUCUCACUGGUCUUCCUCUUCUCUCUGCCACCCGCCCACUGCCCCCCCCUACCCCCAUAUGCUCGCCUGCAUGGCCCCAGAGCUUGCACCUGCAGCAGACACUGGCCAAGCCGGUAGAGGCGCUGCUGGGGGAGAUGCAGCACGUGGUGGUGAGAUGCAGCACGUGGUGGUGAGAUGCAGCACGUGGUGGAGGGUGCAUGCAGCAGCAGCAGCAGUGGCGGCCAAGGCGAGGCGCAGAAAGGCGGCCGCUAUGGUGGUGAUGGGGGACGCAGGGGGGGGCACAGCGGGGGAUGCAGAGAGAGGGCGGGGGGGGUCGGAGGAGGAGGAGGUAGCACAGGAGGAGUUUGACGAGGUGGCAAUGACGCUGGCGUGCCGCAUCCUCGCCCUGCAGCAGCGCCAACCCCGCCUGCUGCUCACCCCUGGCCCUCAAACACAACGCCGCUAA